Molecule: messenger RNA, 447 nt
Organism: Ambispora leptoticha
Lineage: Eukaryota; Fungi; Glomeromycota; Glomeromycetes; Archaeosporales; Ambisporaceae
Source: the annotation of a GenBank genome assembly
UUAUCGAGUCGCAGGAAGAGACCCUACUAUUAGGGACGGAUUGGUUUAAUAAGUCUAGAGCAAAGCUAGACUUUGACAAAAGUACACUACAUGUAAGAUAUCUAGGUAAGCAAGCCACCAUAAAUGCAACCCAUGUAAGUAACGGAGUCAUUGAACAAGAUUUUGACGAAUUUACCGACGAAGAAGAAUGGAUCGAUGAACUUGAAAAUGAUAGUGAAGAGAUUCAUGAGGCCUUCUACACCGACGAAUGUAUAUCAGAAGAAGAUGAGCUAUAUUAUAAUCCAUGGACAGAUCAAAAUCCAGCAGUAUAUUUAACCGAAUCGUUGGAAAAUCGUCAAGAACAAGAAGAAAUUCUAUUUGAAAUAAAUAAAGAACUCCCAACGGAUCGGCAGCACCAGGCAAAGGAUCUACUGCAAGAGAAUAAGUAUAUUUUUGCAGAAAAAAUAA